This is a messenger RNA of Zygosaccharomyces rouxii, 255 nucleotides long. It is a transcript of the gene YOS1, whose product is annotated as Yos1p. Gene Ontology annotation, biological process: endoplasmic reticulum to Golgi vesicle-mediated transport. The coding region runs from base 1 to 255 and encodes 84 amino acids. NCBI's taxonomy places the organism in Eukaryota, Fungi, Ascomycota, Saccharomycetes, Saccharomycetales, Saccharomycetaceae. The transcript is spliced from 2 exons. Gene Ontology annotation, cellular component: endoplasmic reticulum membrane; Golgi membrane; COPII-coated ER to Golgi transport vesicle. The record is from RefSeq and is a predicted model, not a curated record.
AUGAUCUUUGGGUUAGGUAGAUUGUUCUACGUAACGUUGUUGUUGAUCAAUGCAGUUGCAGUUCUAAGUGAAGAGAGAUUCUUAUCAAGAAUUGGAUUUGGAAAAGGUUCCAUGGAUGGUCCUGUGUUUGGGCAAGAGGAGAGUUCAACUAAAUCUAAGAUAGUCCAUUUGAUCGGAGCUGUACAGACGCUUUUAAGAAUCCCCUUGAUCGGAAUCAAUAUACUGGUGAUAGUGUAUGAAUUAAUAUUAGGAUGA